GUCAUAGCAGUUUAAGUUACAGUCUAAAGAACAUUGGAACGAAACCUUGGCGCGAUUAAGUGGCUCCUUCCCGCCAAGAAACACAGUACCACGGUGAUCAGUCAAUCAAAACAAACACAACAAGCGACAUGGAUAAGGAUUCAAGGGCAAGAGAACUGUCACUGACUCGCAGUUUACAUACGGCUCUCAAAGUUAAGGACAGUAAGACCGGAAAAGUUAUUUUAAAAGACAACGUCUUCGAAGACGCUAAACUAGAAGAGCAUAUUAACCAUAUAGAACAUUUGCAGAAGAAAGAGGAAAGCCGGUUACGAUGGGAGAAAGAAUUUAUGAAAAAAAGGUUACUUCGACGCGGUAAAUCGAAUCCAGAAUUAUUAACCUUACCACCAAUUGAAGUAGGAGGAAGACUGAGUUGCAGUCCAAGAAUUAGUAGAAGUGUAAAGAAACGCUAUAUUAAUAUGGAGGAGUUUUGUUCCGAUGAUUCCUCGCCCGAACGUAGCUUACAUUGUUCACUGGAAGAAAUUCAAGAGAAACCACGACUUAGUGUGGUCUCCACGCGGUCGUUACUCGCCUCUCACCCGCAGUCAGCAACUUUACCAGCUCUGUUAUCGCCGAGCUUGACAAGGAAGGACUCCAUGAAUGAUCCUAGAUUUAGAAAGCUGUUACAAAAUCUGGUUCCCAAGACUGAACUCAAGAAGACUAUGUCCAGCGAAAUAUAGCUUGCGAAAAUUACACAAUACUCGCGCUCGUGAAUUGGUCUAAAACAAUAGAAACAAUUUCUGUUAGAAAAAAAUUAGGUAACAUGACUUCGCCGAUUCAUAGAGAAACAUCAAUAAAUUCCUGGUUGAACGACCAAAAAAAUCGCCUUCUUGACCAAGAAAUCUUAAUAAAGUCCACAGUUACUGAA
Messenger RNA from Pocillopora damicornis (cauliflower coral), 904 nucleotides. RefSeq lists its product as uncharacterized. Lineage: Eukaryota; Metazoa; Cnidaria; Anthozoa; Scleractinia; Pocilloporidae. The record is from RefSeq and is a predicted model, not a curated record.